This is a messenger RNA of Spirodela intermedia, 2157 nucleotides long. The record is from the annotation of a GenBank genome assembly. NCBI's taxonomy places the organism in Eukaryota, Viridiplantae, Streptophyta, Magnoliopsida, Alismatales, Araceae.
AUGGAGGGGAAUACAGGGAGAUCUAUGCGGGGUGAAGAUUCCCACCGGAAGCUGCUCGAUUUGAUCCCAAAUGGGGGUGGGCUGGAGCUGAGUCUCGCCCCUCCCGGUGGAGAUAGCUGGUCACCGGCGGCGGCUCCGCCGCCGGCGGAGGACCCUCCUCCCAUUCUCUCUCUUCUCAGGGUCGUCACUUCUCCGCCCACCUCGCAGAAGAGGUCAGCGCCACCCGGUUUCUCUCUCUCUCUCUCCUCGACGGCAAACUGACGGCGGGUCUUCGCUCUCUUACUUUGCAGAGACACCGCCGUUGCUGUCGUCGGGUGGCCCCCCGUCCGAGCCUUCAGGAGGAACCUCGCCGGCAAGGGGCCGGCGUCGGCGGCUGAGGCAGGCGGUUCAGUGAGCGCCGAGAAGGCGGGUCUGUUCGUGAAGAUCAACAUGGACGGGGUGCCCAUCGGGAGGAAGGUGGAUCUGAAGGCCUGCGGCGGCUAUCAGAAGCUCUCUUCCGCCAUUGACGAGCUCUUCGGAGGCCUCCUCGCAGGUAGCAGUAGCAGCAGCUGGAAGAUCCAUCUUCCUUUUGUUCUCGAUAACCUUUUUAAUCCUCUUCCUCCUGCGUGAUUCACAGCUCAGAGAGAAAAGAAGGAGGCGCUCACAGGGCUGUUGGACGGCAGCGGCGAGUACACGCUCGUGUACGAGGACGAGGAGGGAGACAAGCUGCUCGUUGGUGAUGUGCCUUGGGAGUAAGCUCUCUCUUUCUCUCUCUCUCUAUCUCUAUCUUUCCCUCCCUUCUUUCUCUCUCUAUGUUCUGUUCUGUUCUGAUGGUAGGCAUGUAUGGUGUGCCGUAGGAUGUUUGUUUCUUCUGUGAAGAGACUGCGGGUUCUGAAGAGCUCCGAGCUCCUUGAACUGCCUGCAAGAUGCCCUCAGAGGUAGCUCGUGGCUCUGGCCAACAGGGGGAUCCGCCGCCUUCUCGCCGCCCUCUUCCGCUAUGGUCAAAGGGGAGAUGCUAAUUGUACGAGAUCUAUAUGGGGUGUAGUAGAGAAGGACCUUGUGUAUUGUCUAAUAUUUCUCUCUCUAUAUCUAUUCCACUGUCUCCCUUUCUCUCUCUCUCUCUCUACGACCAUGUAGAGAAUCUGAAGAUCUUUUCCUAGGGAGAAUGGCCCCUCCCAUAGAUGAACAGCUCAAGUGGCUUUGAUGGCCCAUCCAUCAGCCAGCCCAAAAACCCCACUCAAUAAUUCUAAGUCAACUGCAUUAUUUAGAACCCGAUGAACAGCAGGCACAUAAUAUUCUAUGAUUCACGAAGAACAAUCAUAUACUAGUGAAUAAAAUCGAUUCAUGGGUUUUGAUAACCAUGCAUAAAUCAACAAAAAAAAUCAUGCUUUAUAUACCAUUUCACGCCGUCAUUUACUACCCGGGUGAUGGAUGCUUACCUGCAGACUGCCCCGAGCUGGUCUUGACUUCGAGGAUGACCCCGACGAGCAAUGGAUGACAGAAGGUCUUCCCGGUCAACCUCUUACUUUUCUCCCCUGUGCAUUGCAUUGGAUGGAAGAGGAUUCAAGACACAAGAGGAAAAGAUCCAAGAAUCGGAAGAUAAAUAGUCGGGAAAAUGACUUGAAUUGUGAGCAUCAAUUCUCUUGCAGUCAAUUCGGAGCAUAAUCUCUAGAACUAUUAUAGUACUCGCAGUAAGCAAGCAGCAUGGACCAAAGAAACAAAGGUUCGAUCUUGUCUAGAAGAAGAAGUUGGGGGAAACGAGCUUAAUGGAAUCCCACCGGAGAGAGUCACAGAACAGUAAACACCUCAAGAAAGCAACAAUGGCAGAUCCUGCCCGAACAGUGAAAUAUCGCCAAGAAACCCACGAAGAUGAUCAUAAAUUGAGAUGGAUCUGACGUUGGAGUAUAAAAUGAUGAUAUAGCUCCUGCCCAGUUGCAUGUCUGGUCUGAUCUCGAUAAUGCUAGAACAAUAUGAAAAUUUGGCAUAGAGAGUCCACCGUCUCUGAGCGGAGUUCCCUCCCCUUUCAGGGGAAGCAUGAAAGAACCACCAUCAGAGCACACAGUAGUAUCUUCAGCUCCACCUUGCUCCUCUGUAAACCCUAAGAGAGGAGGAGGCCCAACUGUAUUCGGUGGAAUAGGGCAGAAAACUUCAUCAAGGAGACACACACACCCCCCAUGA